AUGGCCCGCGAAAAGCGAGUAUCACACCAGGCCAUAAUGAUCAACACAGCCCCAGCAUGCAGGGCUGCAUACAUGCAGCGUGUGCUGGACUGGGAGACUGCAUGGAUUGCAAACCAGCACCAGCAUCUCAGAGAGAGCCAUGCAGCGUGGAAAAGCUGUAACCCUCAGCUAUGUGCACAGAGAGUGAAUCAUCACAAUGAUAUUAAGACAAUGACUCAUCACAGCUGUGUUACUCUCACUGUGAGAGAUACACAGUUGAUGAUGAACAUUGCAAAGACUCUGAAGAGUGAGUAUUUUGAGAGUACUGCAGCUCUGUGA
Messenger RNA from Blastomyces dermatitidis ER-3, 318 nucleotides. RefSeq lists its product as uncharacterized. The record is from RefSeq and is a predicted model, not a curated record. The coding region runs from base 1 to 318 and encodes 105 amino acids. The transcript is spliced from 2 exons. Lineage: Eukaryota; Fungi; Ascomycota; Eurotiomycetes; Onygenales; Ajellomycetaceae.